AUGGACUUCGCCUCCCUCAUGUCGAAGGAGAUAUCCAAGGCCAAACCCGAACCCUCGUCGGAAAAGAAGUACAUGAAAAGAGCAGAUAUAGAGGCAGCCCGAGUCGCAAGCUACAAUGCAGAGCAAGAAAGGCUGCAGCGAGAACGAGAAGAACGCGCAGAGCUGAAGCGGAAACGGGACGAGGAUGAAGCAGAGCAGAACCGACUACGCGACGAGAAGAGAAGACGGCUGGCCGAAGAGUCAAGGGCGAGACGGGAGGCAGAACAGGAAGAGAAGGAAAAAGAGCGCCGGAAACGACUGGGCUUGAGUGAUGAGCCUGCCGGCGAGAAGGACGACCAGGCUGCCGCUGGCGGGGACUUGGAUGACAGUGAGCUGAUCGAUAAACUGCGAGAGCUGGGAGAGCCGGCACGAGUCUUUGGAGAAAGCCACAAGGGAAGGCUGAAGAGAUACAGGCGGCUGGUUGAGAUAUCGUCCAACCCUCCAAAGCGACUUACUGACGGGCCCAUUCCCACCACCCUGGAGCUUCUCCCCGAGUCGGAGAUGAGAGUCCCGGACAAGAUACCAACGGACCCGGAAGGGAAGAAAUACAUGUUCAGACAGCUUGCUUCCUACUUUACCUUGGUCCUCAAGGAGUGGGAGAUCGCACUGGCACAGCGAGACGACGCCGUCAAGCAAACUUUUCAGGGAAAGCAGGCCUACAAUGCCAUGGUCCAGUCGCGCGAGAACAUGCGCCCUCUGUUUAAGAAAUUCGAGAACGGAGACAUAGGGGAGGGAAUCCUCGAGCCCGUCGUUGAGAUUGUGCGAAAUGCCCAAAAACGCCGUUAUGUUGAUGCCAACGACGGAUAUCUCACGUUAAGCAUCGGGAAAGCGUACGUACACCUCACCCUAGAUCUAAUCAAGAACACUCACUAUAUCUAA
Arthroderma uncinatum is the source of this 918-nucleotide messenger RNA. RefSeq names its product pre-mRNA-splicing factor 18. Bases 1 to 918 code for a protein of 305 amino acids. The transcript has a single exon. NCBI's taxonomy places the organism in Eukaryota, Fungi, Ascomycota, Eurotiomycetes, Onygenales, Arthrodermataceae. The record is from RefSeq and is a predicted model, not a curated record. Gene Ontology annotation, cellular component: U4/U6 x U5 tri-snRNP complex; U5 snRNP; U2-type post-spliceosomal complex. Gene Ontology annotation, biological process: RNA splicing; generation of catalytic spliceosome for second transesterification step.